AUGUCUCGUAAAACAAUAGCAACAAACACUAUUAAUAGUGUCGAUGCUCCAUUUUUAUCAAUUGAUUCUAAAUUAAUGGAGUCUUUACAAAACUCAGCACAUUGUUCAACAAAUACUCAUGCUAAUAAUAAUAAUUAUUAUUAUUAUUACAAUAAUUCAUUAAUUGGUCAACAUCAAACAUCUUCACAUUUACAUGAUUUAUUUUAUAUAAAAGAUAGAAAUAAGAGUAAUAAUAAUUAUCAACAUCAACAACGUAUGUGUUCUUGUUCAGAAAAUAGUUCAACGUCAUCUGAUAUUGAUACAUUAUUACAGUUUGAUUCCAACUUUGGUUCUAAUUUGUCCAAUGCCCGUCAACGCUGUAGUACGUGUAGUUCAAAUACAUCAUCAUCCGGUAUAUGCAGUGCAUUUUCUGACGUCGAACGUGAAGAAGGUACAUCCGUGAUAUCAGAAGAUCUUGAUUUUAAUCUUGGUUUUGAUCAAAUUAGUGAUAAUGAUGACUUUGAAGAAGAUAAUCUGGAUGAAAUCGAUAAAUAUGAACAAAAUGAAGAAGAUAAUCAACGAAUCUCAAAUAAGAACAGUAGUAAUACAUCAACAUUACUUGAUUUCACUAAAUCAAAGUCAGAUGCAGGUAUGAAUGAAUUAAACGGAUUUCUUCAUAAAUCUUAUACUUCAACAACUCUUAAUGAUAAUGUUAUAUUUAAUAAUGAUGAUACAAUAAUAGAUAAUCAAAUAAAACAAGAAAAACAUGCAUCGUUAUCACAUGAUUCAACAAAUACAUUGUGUUCAUUAGAUCGGUUUGCAAUGUAUACGGAAAAUGAUGAUCAUGAAAACGAUAAAACAUUAAAUACUAUUUUUACACGUUUCAAUUCAUUGGGUAUUCCUAUAUUAGAUAGAAAAUCAGCUUUAUUGGAUAAACCACCAAAAAAAGUUGUACGAUUCGCUGAUAUGUUGGGCCUUGAUCUGGAAUCUAUUCAUUAUAUGACUCCACCAGAUCAAGCAGCAAAUUCACUUAUUCAAGAGUGUAUUCGUAAUAAACUGGAACAAUCAUGGUUAGUUAAAAGUCAGUCAAAUCUAGUAUCUUCAUCUCCAUGUCCUUUUGAUCUGUCAAAUGGUUUUCAUCGAUCAUCUUUAUCUGCAUCUUUUACUGUCUCUAAGAGAUCAACAAAUCAAUAUUAUUUAGUUUCAAAAUGUUUUACUUCUCCAAAAAAUAUAAUCCCAUUAAUAUACCAACGACAAGUAAUGCUUGAAUGUUUAUAUACACAAGAUUCACUGGUAUAUGGAACAGUUCGUGUCCAUAUUUGUACUAAUGAAAAACGUGUCUUUGUUCGUAUAAGUGAAAAUGAUUGGAAAACAUUUGAAGAUAUUUAUGGAUGUCAUUCAAUGUAUUAUUCAAAUGAUAAUACAGAUACAUUUACAUUUGAAAUACGUCUAAAAAAAUAUGAUGAUAAUAUAAAAGUACCUAAACAAAUUUAUUUUGCUAUUUGUUUACAAAGCAACAAUCAAGAAUUUUGGGAUAAUAACCUUGGACGAAAUUAUGUAUUAGAUGUACUUGAAAGGUAA
Molecule: messenger RNA, 1560 nt
Organism: Rotaria sp. Silwood1
Lineage: Eukaryota; Metazoa; Rotifera; Eurotatoria; Philodinida; Philodinidae
Source: the annotation of a GenBank genome assembly